This is a messenger RNA of Formica exsecta, 1206 nucleotides long. RefSeq names its product low molecular weight phosphotyrosine protein phosphatase-like. Bases 650 to 1135 code for a protein of 161 amino acids. The record is from RefSeq and is a predicted model, not a curated record. Lineage: Eukaryota; Metazoa; Arthropoda; Insecta; Hymenoptera; Formicidae. Gene Ontology annotation, molecular function: protein tyrosine phosphatase activity. The transcript has 6 exons. Gene Ontology annotation, biological process: protein dephosphorylation.
ACAUCUCAUACAAUCACACAAUUGAAAGAAUAGAUCUUCAGUGUUUCAAAGUCUAUGAAAAAGUGGAGCUUUAAAGAUGACUGAAUUUGCGAACUGGUUUUGAUGUCUUUACUUACAAAUAAUUACUUUUAUAAAUAUAUAUAUUCUACUGAAAAUUUGCAGUGAUGUAUAUUGUAUAUGCUGUUGUAACCCAAUUUCUCAAUAUUAAAGUAGAAAACAUUAAAGUAGAGCAGAAGAGAUUAAGCAAAACAAAACAUUAAAUAUAACUCAAGAAAAAGCAAUAAGGAAAGAAAUAAGUUAAUAAAAGAUUAUUAAUAAAAUAAAGCAAGAGACAUGACUAUAAGGAAAAGGAAGCCAAUUUCUCGGAAGCUGAUGUAAACAGCUGAUGAGGCAAACUGACAAGAGUCACCCAGUCACCUAGCACUCAACCUAAUUAAUUAAGGGUCACCAAGCACUCAACCUAAUUAAUUAAUAUAUAUUAAGUAUAUAUAUCGAGAUGCGCCGAAGGCGAACCUUGCUCGCUCAAUCGCAUUCUGACGCUCGUAAAAGCGGCUUUAAAGAAAGAAGUGUCGAAAGAGGGAUGUGACCGACGGGGGGAGAGAAAGCAACUUAUAAACAAUAGCUUGCAAUUAAUGAGAGGAAUCAAGAAAUGACGCAAAAGAAGAGAGUUCUUAUGGUUUGUUUAGGAAAUAGUUGCCGCUCUCCUAUCGCAGAGGCAGUGUUUCAGGAUCAAGUGCGAAAAAUGGGUCUAUCCGAUUUUUGGGAAGUAGAAAGUGCCGCUAUUCUGGAAUAUCACGUAGGCAAUGCUCCGGAACCUAGAGCAAUGUCUACUCUUCGCAAAGAGGGAAUUACAAAUUACUCUCAUGUCGCGAGACAAAUCACAAUAAACGAUUUCUACAAAUUUGAUUGGAUAUUCGGAAUGGACGAGUAUAUUAUUCAUAAGCUAUAUGAAAUGCGACCGGAAGAUAAUCAAACGACGAUUGAACUACUUGGGAAAUAUGAUCCAGCUGGAAUAGUUGUUAUAAGAGAUCCCUUAUUUGACGUUGGUAGUGCUGGAUUUGAGAAAGCGUUUCAACAGGCUUUAAGGAGCGUGCGCUCAUUUUUGACUAUUAACAUGAAUGUGUACAAGAGAUAAGAUAUUAAAAAAGUUUUAAUUUUAUGGAAAUACUAAUAUUCUCAGAGAAAAAAAUGGAAAAUUAUAUCCAA